CGCGAACAUAAGUGUCGGGGGCGGCGGCGGCGUUUUUUCUGGUUUGUUUUGGCCAGGAAGGUGAGAAAGUCAACUAUUAACAUUAAUUUACAAUAAACUGCAAAGAUGACAGAUGCUCGCUAUUUCACAACCACCAAAAAGGGUGAAAUAUUUGAGCUCAAAUCAGAGCUCAACAGCGAUAAAAAGGAAAAGAAGAGGGAGGCAGUGAAAAAGGUGAUUGCCUCCAUGACAGUUGGCAAGGAUGUGUCAGCUCUGUUUCCGGAUGUGGUCAACUGCAUGCAGACAGACAACCUGGAGCUGAAGAAGCUGGUGUACCUCUACUUGAUGAACUAUGCCAAGAGCCAGCCAGACAUGGCCAUCAUGGCCGUCAACACGUUCGUAAAGGACUGCGAGGACAGUAACCCGUUGAUCCGGGCGCUGGCGGUGCGCACCAUGGGCUGCAUCCGCGUCGACAAGAUCACCGAGUACCUGUGCGAGCCGCUGCGGAAGUGCCUGAUGGACGAGGACCCGUACGUGCGCAAGACGGCCGCCGUGUGCGUGGCCAAGCUGCACGACAUCAACGCCUCGCUGGUGGAGGACCAGGGCUUCCUGGACCAGCUGAAGGAGCUGCUCAGCGACUCCAACCCCAUGGUGGUGGCGAACGCCGUGGCGGCCCUGACCGAGAUCAACGAGACGAGCCGCAGCGGCAACCCGCUGAUGGAGAUGAACGCACAGACCAUCAACAAGCUGCUGACGGCGCUCAACGAGUGCACCGAGUGGGGCCAGGUGUUCAUCCUCGACUCGCUCUCCAACUACAACCCGAAGGACGAGCGCGAGGGACAGAGCAUCUGCGAGCGCAUCACACCGCGCCUGGCGCACGCCAACGCCGCAGUCGUGCUCUCGGCCGUCAAGGUGCUGAUGCGCUUCAUGGAGCUGCUGCCGUCCGACUCCGAGUUCGUCACCAACAUCACCAAGAAACUGUCGCCGCCGCUGGUGACGCUGCUCAGCUCGGAGCCGGAGGUCCAGUACGUAGCGCUGCGGAACAUCAACCUGGUCGUCCAGAAGCGACCCGACAUCCUCAAGAACGAGAUGAAGGUCUUCUUCGUCAAGUAUAACGACCCCAUCUACGUGAAGCUGGAGAAGCUGGACAUCAUGAUCCGGCUGGCCAACCAGGGCAACAUCGCCCAGGUGCUCUCCGAGCUGAAGGAGUACGCGACGGAGGUGGACGUCGACUUCGUGCGGAAGGCGGUGCGUGCAAUCGGCCGCUGCGCGAUAAAGGUGGAGCAGUCUUCGGAGCGCUGCGUCUCUACGCUGCUGGACCUGAUCCAGACCAAGGUCAACUACGUAGUACAGGAGGCGAUCGUGGUGAUCAAGGACAUCUUCCGCAAGUACCCCAACAAGUAUGAGAGCAUCAUCUCGACGCUGUGCGAGAACCUGGACACGCUCGACGAACCUGAAGCACGAGCCUCUAUGAUCUGGAUCAUCGGCGAGUACGCGGAGAGGAUCGACAAUGCCGACGAGCUGCUGGACAGCUUCCUGGAAGGGUUCCACGACGAGAACAGCCAGGUGCAGCUGCAGCUGCUCACCGCCAUUGUCAAGCUGUUCCUGAAGCGGCCGUCAGAUACACAGGAGCUAGUGCAGCAGGUGCUGAGUCUGGCCACCCAGGACUCGGACAACCCGGACCUGCGCGACCGCGGCUUCAUCUACUGGCGCCUGCUCUCGACCGACCCGGCCGCCGCCAAGGAGGUGGUGCUGGCUGAGAAGCCGCUCAUCUCGGAGGAGACGGACCUGCUGGAGCCGACGCUGCUCGACGAGCUGGUCUGCCACAUCUCCAGCCUCGCCUCCGUCUACCACAAGCCGCCCAGCGCGUUUGUCGAGGGUCGCAGCGCCGGCUUCCGUCGCGUGCCGCUGAAGCCGGACGGCUCGGCGACGGCGGCCGCGGCGGCCGCGGCCGAGCAGCCGCCCCAGUCGACCGUCAUCCCGUCGCAGGACUCGCUGAUCGGCGACCUGCUCAGCCUGGACCUGAACCCGCCGAUGGCGCAGCCGGCCCCCGGCGCCGCCAGCGUGCCCUCCAACGUCGACCUGCUCGGCGGCGGCCUCGACGCCCUGCUGGGCGGAGACCCGGCGCCGCCGGCCGCCGCGCCCGCGCCCGGCCUGGGUGCCGCCCCCGCCACCGGCGGUCUGCUCGGCGACAUUUUCGGCAUCACGCCCACCCCCUCCAACUACAUGCCGCCCAAGCAGGUGUGGCUGCCGGCCGCCAAGGGCAAGGGCCUGGAGGUGGCCGGCGCCUUCUGCCGCAGGGGCGGCCGCGUCAGCAUGGAGAUGACGCUCUAUAACCGCGCCAUGCAGCCGAUGAGCGGGUUCGCACUGCAGAUGAACAAGAACAGCUUCGGUCUGGUGCCGGCGCAGGCGCUCCAGGUACCCAUGCCGGUGCAGCCGAACCAGAGCACGGACGUGUCGCUGCCGCUGGACAACAACGGACCCGUCCAACGGAUGGAGCCCAUCACCAACCUGCAGGUGGCCAUCAAGAACAACAUCGACGUGCUGUACUUCGCCUGUCUGGUGCCAGCGCACGUCUUCUUCGGCGAGGACGGCCUGAUGGACAAGCGUGUCUUCCUGGCUACCUGGAAGGAGAUCCCGGCUCAGAACGAGAUGCAGUUCACCAUCGCCAACCUGGUGAUGUCGGCCGACGCCAUCUCGGCGAAGCUCCAGAAGGAGAACGUGUUUACCAUCGCCAAGCGGAACGUUGAGGGUCAGGACAUGCUGUACCUGUCCAUCAAGUUCAUCAACGGGCUGUGGGCGCUGCUGGAGAUUAAGGUGGCGCCGGGCUCGUCCAACAUCACGCUGGCUAUCAAGUGCCGCACCACGGAGGUGGUCUCGGACAUCAGCGCCAGCAUCGAGGCCAUUCUGCGGGCCUGAGCAGCUCUCCGUCUCCCGAUCCCGCCGGCUGGAGCCACGGCCGGCCCUCCGGUCCUGCCGCCGGCCGGCGCGGCGUCGGAUCGUCCGGUGUUGCGCGCUACGGCGGCUCGCGGUCCCGUGGUACGAAGAUCUUGAACUGUGUGGGCUUCAAGUCCUGCGUGUCGAUCAUUCCUCCGUGAGCUCCAAUUCUGAAAGGCAAGCGAAUGUAUGACCCUAGAAGUGGAGGAUCUUUCGUCAAGUGUGCCACGUGUCGUACUGAAUGUUGGCCCGUUGAAUUGACUGAUGUGAAAGACUUCCUGCUGCGACGACUGACCGUGAAGUCAGUCCACGUGCGGUUUUUAUUUUGCUUCGUAUUAAAACAUCUGUGAAGAUCACUUAAUGUUUAGUCUCACGCGUGCAACGGGCUGAAGCUACGUGGAACGUUAUUCGGUGUAUAAGUUUGUUAUCAAGUGAUGCCGGUGUAUUCUAGUGGAUGUAUUCGCUUUGUCGCACGGCAGCGGUGGGGUAGUCACGCUUCUUACAAUGCUGUCGCCGGCGUAUCCGGUGGGCGUGUUGCGGCGGGGGCGAAUGCCAGUACCCGAGCUAUCCUGCCCUCGGUGGAACCCGGCCACGCGCCGACGGCGUGGCGGCCCGACAGUUGCUCCGUGCAUGUCGUUCUUGAUAGUCUGCCGUCGACGCCCCGUAAUAAAACACGUAAUAAAG
Messenger RNA from Pollicipes pollicipes, 3600 nucleotides. RefSeq names its product adaptor protein complex 1/2, beta subunit (gene AP-1-2beta). Lineage: Eukaryota; Metazoa; Arthropoda; Thecostraca; Pollicipedomorpha; Pollicipedidae. Gene Ontology annotation, molecular function: clathrin binding. The record is from RefSeq and is a predicted model, not a curated record. The transcript has 18 exons. Gene Ontology annotation, biological process: vesicle-mediated transport; intracellular protein transport. The coding region runs from base 106 to 2898 and encodes 930 amino acids. Gene Ontology annotation, cellular component: membrane coat; clathrin adaptor complex.